Molecule: messenger RNA, 3683 nt
Organism: Parasteatoda tepidariorum (common house spider)
Lineage: Eukaryota; Metazoa; Arthropoda; Arachnida; Araneae; Theridiidae
Biological process (GO): intracellular signal transduction
Molecular function (GO): protein binding
Source: RefSeq, a predicted model, not a curated record
CGUUGCCAUCUUUUGUUACAUAAUACUGAACUUGCUAAUUUUUCUUUUCUCUCUUGAAAAAGUGGGUGCAGUGGAAAUAAUGGCUGGAUUUAAGGAAUUUUAGUUAUGAAAUUAACAAAUAUAAAGCUUAAAAAGGAAAGCAUCGAAGUGACAAACCCUCUAUUAACUUAAGAAAAAAAGAGUAUUGAUUGUAAUUAUCUUUACGUUAUACACAUAUAAACAAAGCCUGUCCUAUUUCGUAUUAAGAAUUUCUUUGCUAGUUCUGGUUUUAAAUGUCAAUAGGAAAGUUAGAGGUAGCUCUGACGACGUUUGGGUGCUAGCCUUAAUUAAAUUACUUUGAACAGAAAAGAGGCUGAUAAUUCCAUUUGAAUGCAUUAUUAAGUUGAAAAAAAGAAUGCGCCGGAUAAACAUUGGACGUAUGCAUGUCUUUCAGAGCACAAAAUGACAUUUCGUAAAAUCCCUACACUAAUGUGUGUGUGCUAUAGUGCUAUUCUCUUUGUGCUUUUCUCCGAGCAAUCGUGAGCAUUGGAGGCGUGUGAAGAGGAAGAGGACGGCGGCUGCUGUAGCCCGGGACUGUUGAGGAGAAUGGGCUCUAUGAUCAGUAGCUUUUUCCAGACCGGGGGUCACCUCCUCUCGUCUGGAACAUCAGAGACCACUAAGAACAUAGUGCUUGCCCUUCUUCAGGACAUGAGGGAGAAAGAAUUAUCACAUAUUGAAUGGUGCCACAUCGAAACAUAUAUUAGCAAUAUUCCUAAAGGUGAAAACAUUCUCUCUGUUCAAAGUGCAGAUGGAUAUAACUUGCUUCAACGCGCUAUAGGAUUCAAUUGCGUUGAGCUUGUUAAAUGGAUCUUGAACAGAGGCUGUGAUGUUAACAGAGGAGCUUGUAGCUUACCUUUGCAUAUUGCUGCAUUUCAUGGAACAGAAGAAAUUGUUGAGCUUCUGUUGAAACAUGGCGCCAGAGUGGAUCUGGAAGCAAGAAUGUGUUUUCCGGGUCCUCAUAAUCAAAAUUGUGAGUUAAGAUUUUAUGUUGUUCCCGGUAUGGGAAUUGAAGACCGGACGUCCGAUCGGCUACAGUCUGCUGAGUAUUAUGCCAUUGACGGUGACCAAGCUGAAAUUUUGGAGCUUCUUUUGGCCCAAGGGGAAGAUAAUUGGCUACCUUGGCAACAAAAGCGACCCUUGCUGCAUCUAGCUUGUGAACGGGGGGCGUGGAAUUGUGUACGAUAUUUAGUCUCUGAACGCUCUGAUGAAAUCAACCAGUGCUAUGAUGAGUAUUAUCCUAUUCAUCAAGCUGCUAUUCAAAAUCUAAAGUUUCUUGGAUUGUUGAUUCAAUGCGGGGCUGAUAUGAUGGUUCGAACCGCCACACAGCAAAUGACUUUGCUUCAUGUGGUUUUGUUGUCAGGAAGAAAGUCUGCAGAAGAAACAUUAAACACAUUAAAAAUGCUCCUCGACCACGGUUGCCGAGAACUCAUGAACGAACCAGAUACUCUGGGCAACACUCCCUUGCAUGCUUUAAUAGUGCGAUAUGCUUUAGAAGAAUCACAUUAUGGCUACAACCAGGAGCCUAGGCCUUGGAACAAGUGGGACAUGCUUCAUUUAAUGCGAUACUUACUUCAAAAUGGUGCUCUUCCCAGCAUAAAUCAUCCAGGAAACAGUGCUUUAGCUUGUGUCCUGAGACAUAUCAGGGACUGGGAAUUCCGCUAUGAACUGUUAGAGAUGCUUCUUCAGAACGGAGGCAAUCCCAACUCCGUAGGUAGAGAUGGUUCUGUACCCCUUAUGGUUUGUCUAGUACCCCUUAUCAACAAGGAUCCUUUGCACUAUCUGACUCACACAAAAAAAGUUUUUUAUCUUAAUUGUGUCCGCUUACUAUGCAAGUAUGGUGCUAAUCCUAAUUGUUCUUCUCGCAGUAAUCUGACGCCUCUGCAUGUCCUGAUCUUUACUGCUAGUGAGUAUAUCAAUCUGAGUAAUAAGGAGGAAAAAGACAACGCUCUGUCUUUUGUGAGACAGCUACUAGUCAUACUUUUGCAGCAUGGACUUGAUCCGAAUGUGAGAUUCUCCCAAAGAACUCAGCAUACCCUUUUAGCUUUGAUGGAUAUGGUGCAGAAUGCCCGUGUGCCAUGGGACUUGGAUUAUGUUUAUGAUUUGACUCUUGUCUUGCUUCAAUACGGAGCAAAUCCAAAUACUAGUAUUAGUAGUACUGAACCUAUGAUAUAUCAUUCUCAGAGCUCUGUUUAUAUUAAGAAACCAUCUAAUUGGGUUUUGUAUCAUUAUAUUAAAUUGAUUAUUAGGAAAGAAGAACUUCUAAAUGAUGAAGAGCAAACAUUUACAAAAUUAAUAUGGCUCUACUAUUUCUCAAUGAGUCAUAAAGAACUGUACAAGUGCUUUAAAAUUUUGAGCACUCAAACAACACUCAUACCGAUGAAUGGGGCUGUCAGUACGCUGCUGCGCCAGAUGCGUUCGCAACCUAGGACUUUGAAGCAGAUGACGCGCGUCAUCAUUUACAACGCGGUGGACAACAGGGUUGCCCAGAACAUUAAUAAAUUGCCUUUACCCCAACUUUUAAAAGAAUAUCUUUUAGACUGGAAACCUUAAAUGUUUUGAAAAAUGUAUUUAAUAGAGCAUUUUCAAUGUGAAGUCAUUUUUUUUUUGUGAAAUAUUCUAAGAACUGUUGAGCUUUAAUGGUGUAAAAAAUAAGGAAUUUAUGACUGUGAGUUUUUCAACAUAUCUCAAUUGAUUAUAUUCUUCUGAUUUUGUUUUGUUUUUAUAAAAAAGUGAAAAAUAAGGGAGUUCUUUAACACAGAGCCUGUGGAGCACCCUCAGAAUCUUAUCAACUUGUUCCCUAACAAUUUUAUAGUUCAUAGUUUUUACUUAGCAACAAAACUCUUUUUCUGCUAAAUUUUACUUAUAAAGUAAAGUUUGGUAUAUUGCAUAUUACGAGAUGUCCACUAUUAAGACAAGUUUCCUAGUCGUCAUUAAAAAGCUAAUAUUAACAAUGCGAAAAAUAAUAAAUGCAAUGUGCUUAUAAUGAAUUAAAAAUUAUUAACCUCCUGCUAUUACUAAAAAAUUUUUUUGUUGAUAAAAGUACCUUUGCUUUGCACGAAUUAGAUUCUCUGUUCGAAAAGCGCUCCACUGGUUCUGUGCUGCAUAACUUAUCCGUUGAUUUAUUAGAAAUAAAUGUUCUAGAUGUUAAUUCACUACAGUUAAUAGUGACUUAUAAACUAUAUAAAUAGUCUUGACUAUUGUAUGUUAGUUUGUUUUCAAAUCUUUUUCCUCUUUUUAAUCCAUCGUUAUUGCUUGUUAAAGUCAUUUAUGUUUUUAAAACUCAAUAAUAGAUGUAUAUGAUGAACUAUAAUACAAUUCAUUUGAAUGCAUUGAAAUAAUAUUUUUACGGAUCCUUAAAAUUAUUAAUAAACGAUUGUAAUUUAAGGUGGGAAUUUUAAAAUGAUACUGAAAAAUUAUGACCAUAAGCAAUAAAGUAAAGACAAAGAAACGUGUCUGGUAUUGAAAAGAGCAACCUCAAUCCUUAAUUUUUUUUUUUAAAGAGCCCGGCUUAUGCAAUUAAAUGAAUUUUUAAUCUAUCAAAAGAAAAAAAGCUAAGUUUUUAAAACGAAUAUUAUGUGUCAAUUAUUAUUGCUGAAAUGAUUUGAGUGAUCAUUAUUAUUAUUGUUUAAUUACAGAUUUGAAAA